Hylaeus volcanicus is the source of this 1548-nucleotide messenger RNA. RefSeq names its product AMMECR1-like protein. NCBI's taxonomy places the organism in Eukaryota, Metazoa, Arthropoda, Insecta, Hymenoptera, Colletidae. The coding region runs from base 86 to 781 and encodes 231 amino acids. The record is from RefSeq and is a predicted model, not a curated record. The transcript is spliced from 4 exons.
GUAUGCGAUAGCAACGGUGAACAAGAGAUGUACAGUUCGGAAACCACUCGUGUGUGCGGUGGUUUCAAGGAUUGACUGGGAAAACAUGGCAGCUGGUUGUUGUGGAACGAAAAAGCAGAAGCUAAACAAUUCUUCCAGCAUUCCGUGUAACGGUACCGUGAGUUUACAGAAUGGUAUUCGUAUACGAAACUCCAUAAUAGUACAGCCUGAGAUGGGCUUUUAUUGUUUCGAUGUUCUUUACUGCCAACUGCACCAACUUGAUCCACCAAAACCGCCCAACUUCAGCAACGAAGCAUACCCAUUAUUUGUAACAUGGACUAUUGGCAAAGAUAUGAGAUUACGAGGCUGUAUUGGUACAUUUAAUGCAAUGCAUUUGCAUGCAGGAUUGCGGGAAUAUGCAGCCACUAGUGCUUUUAAGGACUCACGAUUUAAUCCAAUAACACGAGAAGAACUACCACGCUUGCAUGUCAGUGUUUCUAUACUUCGACAUUUUGAAGAAGGAGCAGAUUAUUUAGAUUGGGAAGUAGGAGUUCAUGGAAUACGUAUUGAAUUUCACAAUGAAAAGGGUAACAAACGAACUGCUACUUACUUACCAGAUGUAGCAAGGGAACAAGGGUGGAAUCAGAUUCAAACAAUAGACUCUUUGCUGCAUAAAGGUGGUUAUAAAGGGUUAGUAACUCCAGAUAUGAGACGCAGUGUAAAAUUAACUCGAUAUCAGAGUGAGAAAGUGACUGUUAGCUAUCAAGACUAUAUGUCACAUUGGCAGGGUCAGACAUGCUAGCAACUGCCAAGGGGUCCAAGUUAUGGACCCCUCUGGUGCCAAACUUCUAGCAUGAUUUGUUAUUUCAAUACUGUUAGAGUUAAUCUUUGUUUUCAUUAUAUUAAUAAUCAAUGUACUAAAGUAAUAGAGAGUCAGCAAGCAAUAGUUAUGGUAAAACCUAAAUACUUUUCAUUUAUGCAACCAUUUUCUAUACCUAUUAGUUCUCAGGUGAUAUCAUCAAUGCAAAACUAUCCAUUGUUUCUAUGGGAAAAUAUAGGAUUAUUCUUUCUAUUAUAUCAUUACAAUCAUGAACGAUGUCUUCCUCCACAGAGAUUUCAACUUUGGAAUACAACAAUAAAAAUUACAUUAGAGGCGAUUGAAUGCAACCUCAUGCUAUUAAUAUUCGUGCCUAUUGCAUUUUUCACGUUUCACGUUUAUCUUCCUUAUAAUAAUAUAUAUUUUUCAAUAAAGAUAAUAAAACCUUCGGUAUAGCGGCACUGUUCUUUCACGGCUAUUACUUGCAAAUAAAAUAUUAGGUAUAUUAAAGUUGUAUCUAUUAAAUGCAGUUCAAAAAUUUUAUACAGUCUCAAACUUGUCAUAGUAAAAUAUAAUAAUACACACGUUUAUUUAAUAGCAUACACCAAUUAUUAUUGUUCAUUAUAAUUUUUAUUAUGUAUUAUUCUGUAAUUUUAAGAAAUAUUUAAGUUUCCUUUUAAAAUGUAUAUUGCUAGGUAUGUAGACAGAAACUAAUUGUGUCUGCUUGAAAAGACAUUGUAACAAUUUCCAUA